Messenger RNA from Rhizopus microsporus ATCC 52813, 606 nucleotides. RefSeq lists its product as uncharacterized. Lineage: Eukaryota; Fungi; Mucoromycota; Mucoromycetes; Mucorales; Rhizopodaceae. Bases 33 to 572 code for a protein of 179 amino acids. The transcript has 2 exons. The record is from RefSeq and is a predicted model, not a curated record.
CUUUUACUGUAUUAUAUGAAUAGUAUCUCCUCAUGAAGAUCGUCACCACUUUGAUCCUAUUCAUAUUAUAUCAGUAUGGCGUAUACGCUAUCCCAAAAUUUAAUACAGUAAAUGAUCAUUAUCAUAAUGGCACUAUGUGUCCAGCCGUUACACAGAAUGAUGUAGGAUGUCCCGUUUUAUGCGUCAGUGAUCAUUCUCUUUGCCCGUCCACAAUUGGUCCUCAAUCAUGUCCUGCAGGUCAAUCUUUGUGCAUCGACGGGUCCUGUCAGACCGACUGCGCUUCUAAUGCAGCAACCAACCCUUGCUCUUGUCCGUCCAGCCCACAUGUGCAGUUAAUGGCCUGCAAUCGAAUGACGCAAAUCAAGACGAGUAUUCCCAACUAUCACCCUGAGAAUGCAACCGCACAGACCUAUGAAGCUUGUUCUUUGGUGUUAAAGAGUAAUCAACCGAUCUCCAUGACCUGGGCAGAUACACAUACUCAGACAGGAGCACAAAAUUUGAUUAUUUGGAAUGUGUGUAGUGCACCCACUGGAAUGGAUUUCCCAACUCCAGGUAUUGUCCAAAAGCCAUAGAAUGGGUAUAGCAGGUGAUUGAUUCUCAUCUAUC